AUUCGUUCGAAGCAGCAACAAUCGUUUGCUUGUUCAACAACGUCGACGCUUCGCACAACGCCAGUGAAAUCUCUCACUCGAAAUUAAACCGAGAAUAAAUCAGUUUCUAUAGAUCAACAGCAUAUCUUAUCUUGGCCGAUAUUUGUGUUUGACUCACAAAUCACCCCUCCAUUUCACCCCGCGAAUCGCAGACAUCCCACCCCGGCUUCACUACCUAGCUACGACAACCGGCGACUGUGACUCCGACCGAUACACCUCCUAGUAGAUAUGGCCCCUCUUUCUACAGGCUACGCGCCUGAUCUCGAGAAAUAUCUCAGGUCUCUCAAGGGUCAAGCACUGGAAUCGUCUGUUGAGAGCCUCAUCUGUCUCCUCAAGCGACGACAAAUCAAGGGCUCUGAGCCCUGCGCCGUCGCUACAGCUCACAUUCUACUCCAAGUCGUCGCCCGAUCGAAAUGGUUCAACGUUGACAGCUUGAUCGACAACGUCUCGCGUAUUGGUCGUCGCCUGGUCGAGGCUCAGCCCAAAGAGCUCGUUAUUGCCAACAUUGUGCGCCGAGUCCUAGGCCUCAUUCGCGACGAAGCUGCCGAGGAUAGAAAUGAGGGUGCGAGUGAAACCCCUAGUGACGCCCAGAUCACACCAACCGAUGCUGUCCCGAACCCAGAUGCCCUUUCUCACCAAUGGCCUCCUUCGACAUAUGGCAAGCAAGAUUCUGCCGGAGACUAUAUCACCAACAGCGCCAAACCUCCUCCCGCUCGGCCUGGUCCACUAUCCUCCUACAGCUCAGUCAACGUGCCUAAGACUCUCUUUCACCUCCUCUCAGUGUCUACACCCGGCGAGCUCGCGCCCAGCAGCCAGGGAUCGCCCCUAGGUCUUUCAGGGGCAUCAACUCCUUCAUGGAGAGCUCCUUCGGCUCAGGUUCAUGCUUUGAGAUCAGAGGUCAUCGACGGUAUUGAAGAGAUCAAGGAUGAGAUCAGCUCUGUGGACGAUCAAAUCGCGGCCUUGGCUGACGUUCAGAUUCACCCUGGCGACUACGUGCUCAUCCAUCAGCCCUCACCUACAGUCGAGCGAUUCAUUCUUCGCGCAGCUUUGAAGCGCCGAUUCACAGUUCUCAUCGCGACCGAGCCACCAAAAAAACAGUCCCCAGAAGUCCCCCAUGCCUCGUUCCGUAAGAAGCUCGCUUCCGCUGGUAUUACAGUGAUCAACAUCAUGAAUGGAGGGUUGAUGGCAUACAUGUCCCGAGUGGACAAGGUCAUUCUGGGGGCGCACUCGAUUGUCGCCAGCGGUGGUGUUAUGGCCGAUGCGGGUGCUGCAGCCAUUGCUCGAGCCGCAAAAGAGCGAGGACGUGCUGUUAUUGUCCUCGGCGGCGUGUACAAACUCAGCCCUGUGAACCCUUUCAGCGGAGAGCUUUUGAUUGAGUGGGGAGACUCUGCCAGCUUUGUCAACUUUGCGGAUGGACACAUGGUGAACAGCGUCGAGGUUCGGACUGCCCUCAAUGAGAUGGUCCCUCCAGAGUUGAUCGACAUAUACAUCACCAAUUUGGGAACACACUCAAGAGAUCACUUGUCCAGUCUCAUCGCAGAUCAUUACAAGACGGAGGAUGUCGAUUUUUUCCUUAACGAAGAAUGAUGGAGGAAUACAAAAAAUCAAAGGAAAAGAAAACGUCGCAAAAGUUGUGCCAUUCAUUCAUUUCUCGGCGUUGAGCGAGACAGGGUUUCCACUAUCCGUUCAAGGAGUGAAGGUACCAUAGAAUUUGCUUGAUAGCACAUAUCACCAGCGUUUAAAAUUUCAACCAUAUUGGGUUGAGAUCAGCCUCACACAAAUCAUCAGAUUACACCGCAACCGUAUGCAUCGUAUCGAGUCGUAUGCGGUGUAUGAAAGCAAUGACGACGACGGCCCAAGUCAAGC
Molecule: messenger RNA, 1905 nt
Organism: Fusarium oxysporum Fo47
Lineage: Eukaryota; Fungi; Ascomycota; Sordariomycetes; Hypocreales; Nectriaceae
Product: translation initiation factor eIF2B subunit beta
Exons: 3
Coding region: 268-1626 (452 amino acids)
Biological process (GO): translational initiation
Cellular component (GO): eukaryotic translation initiation factor 2B complex
Molecular function (GO): translation initiation factor activity; guanyl-nucleotide exchange factor activity
Source: RefSeq, a predicted model, not a curated record